This is a messenger RNA of Meriones unguiculatus (Mongolian gerbil), 1445 nucleotides long. RefSeq names its product Putative activator of 90 kDa heat shock protein ATPase homolog 2 (gene Ahsa2). NCBI's taxonomy places the organism in Eukaryota, Metazoa, Chordata, Mammalia, Rodentia, Muridae. The coding region runs from base 126 to 1121 and encodes 331 amino acids. Gene Ontology annotation, cellular component: cytosol. Gene Ontology annotation, molecular function: protein-folding chaperone binding; ATPase activator activity. The record is from RefSeq and is a predicted model, not a curated record. The transcript has 9 exons. Gene Ontology annotation, biological process: protein folding; positive regulation of ATP-dependent activity.
GCGGCCCGAAGGCUCGGGGCGGGGACUUCUGGCACUUUCUGGGAGCUGCGGGCGGGCGGCUCGCAGACCUUCAGGCCGGAACGCCGCGCCUGCCCGUUUCCUGGGCCCUCGUCGUCCGCGCCGCCAUGGCCAAGUGGGGCCAGGGGGACCCGCGCUGGAUCGUGGAGGAGCGGGAGGACGGGACCAACGUGAACAACUGGCACUGGACAGAGAGGGAUGCCACCGUUUGGUCCAAGGGGAAGCUCCGUGAGCUCCUGGUUGGCGUUGCUGUGGAGAAUGAGGCUGGCCGGUGUGAGAUCAGUGAGUUGAAGCAGGUGGAAGGUGAGGCUUCUUGUAGCAGCCGCAAAGGGAAGCUCAUUUUCUUCUAUGAGUGGAACAUCAAGCUGGCCUGGAAAGGGACAGUUAAGGUGUCUGGUGCAAAGCACAAGGGAUUGGUUGAAAUUCCCAGCCUUUCUGAAGAGAAUGAAGUCAAUGACACUGAGGUGAACGUGAGUAAAAAGAAAGGAGAUGGGGAUAUACUGAAGGAUCUUAUGAAAACGACAGGCACCGCCAAGGUCAGGGAGGCCCUUGGAGAGUACCUGAAGGCACUUAAGACGGAGUUUACAACAGGAAUGAUUUUACCAACAAAAGCUGUAGCAACCCAGGAACCAACUCUUGAGAGGAAACUCCCUGAAAACAGACUGCAGGCUUCUCCGGUGGCACUGGGUGUGAGGAUUCCCACGGUAGCUUUGCACUUGACAGAGCUGUUUGAUGCAACAGUAGAACAGCUAUACAGUAUCUUCACUGUGAAAGAAUUGGUGCAAAAAUUUUCCAAAUCUCCUGCUGUAUUAGAAGCUGAAAAGGGAGGGAAAUUCCAGAUGUUUGAUGGGAACAUCACUGGAGAGUAUGUGGAACUGUUAACAAACAGGAAGAUCAUCAUGAAAUGGAGAUGUAGGAACUGGCCAGAAGAACACUAUGCAACAGUUGCACUGAAUUUUGUGCCUGCUCCGGGGCAAACGGAAUUACGAUUGGACUGUAAAGGAGUUCCUGUCUGUAAAGAAGAGAAUAUGAAAUUCUGUUGGCAGAAGCAGCACUUUGAAGAAAUAAAAGGUUUACUUCAGCUCACCACCCAGAAUGCUUGAAUGAGUUAGGUUUUAUAAGGACCUCCUUUUGUAAGCAGAAACCUGUCCUGUUUACUUACCUCUUCCUCCUUAAAAACUUCCAAGGCCCUUAAUUUAUUUUAUAUUGGGUGAAAAGUCAUGGAGGUGCAGAAUUCUAAAGCCUUGCUUGAAGCAUUCCAGCCUCUGCGCCGAGUGAGACCAGGUGUCAUCUCACCUUCCCUUGGUGUUGCUCUGAGAAACUAGGUGAGGUCAAGGCCCCCAAGCUAAGGCUGGUCACAGCCUGCUACUUGACUGCUCCAGUCGACUUAUGCUUAAGACAAUAAACGGCAUAGUGCGCUACUGCUA